Radiomyces spectabilis is the source of this 2092-nucleotide messenger RNA. Its product is annotated as Vps5 C terminal like-domain-containing protein. The record is from RefSeq and is a predicted model, not a curated record. Gene Ontology annotation, cellular component: endosome. Bases 44 to 1702 code for a protein of 552 amino acids. The transcript is spliced from 9 exons. Gene Ontology annotation, molecular function: phosphatidylinositol binding. Lineage: Eukaryota; Fungi; Mucoromycota; Mucoromycetes; Mucorales; Radiomycetaceae. Gene Ontology annotation, biological process: protein retention in Golgi apparatus; retrograde transport, endosome to Golgi.
GUUGAUCACUCUUUUUCUUCCCGAACCCCAUUUUGUAUAUAGCAUGAACCGCUCUUCACUUGAAUUCCCUGAAUCCUUGGAAGACAAUCCCUUUGCCGAUGUUUUAUCACCGCAUCGACCGUCUUUUUCGCCAUCGGCAUCCACUUCUCCCGAAGUAAACCACCAAGACCUGCCGUCGCUCACCGAGCAACAGCAAGACCAACAACAACACCACCACCACCACCACCAGCAGCCAGAACCCGUGGAUGAAGCGUUGCAAAACGAUACCCAGACACUAUCCACCAAUGUCAGUGCAACAGAAACGACCAAAGGAGCUUUAGACGCCAACGCGGAAGAAACACUCCACGACACUAUGGAGCACAUGUCCUUAUCACCUCCGCAAUCCACUGAUCUUCAAGCGUCGAACCAACCAACACUGCUUCCGACAGUGGCGGACACCGCUUCUACGGAAGACUAUGAUACCCAAUCAAGAGACGAUAACGAGACUACGGAGUCGCAGUCAUUCGAGAUUCCCAAGAGCGGUGUACGUCCAUUUUUUGAAGUCUCAGUAGAGGAUCCUCAAAAAGUAGGCGACGCUAUCAAUGCGCAUAUUGUAUACAAAGUCAAGACAAAGACCAAUUCGCCCGCUUUUCGGUCUUCGGAAUUUGUCGUGGCUCGACGUUAUCGCGAUUUUUUAUGGCUUUACAAUCAGCUUGUCCUCGGUAAUCCUGGAGUCAUUGUACCACCCGUGCCUGAAAAACACGCCUUGGGUCGUUUUCAGGAUGAAUUUGUAGAAUCGCGACGCAUUGCUCUCGAACGCUGUCUGUCGAAAAUUGUAUCUCACCCCAUGCUGUAUGGCGACCCAGAUCUCAAAGUCUUUUUAGAAAGCGAAUCUUUUAAUAUUGAGAAACGUCAAAAACGCGCUGAACCUGAAGCACCCAAAGUCAGCUUUAUGCGAUCUUUUGGUGAAACACUCACCAAUGCGGCCACCAACCCAUUUUCGAAAUUUGUCGAGGUCGAUGAUUGGUUUGCUUCCAAAAAGAACCAGCUGGAUGCGCUCGAGAAUCAACUGAAAGCCUUGCUCAAAAGUGUUGAAGGUCUUGUAAAACAAAGAAAAGAUUUGGGUGGCGCCAUGGCUGAUUUAGGCGAAAGUAUGUUGCCCCUGGCAUCGGCAGAACUGGAUAAGAACUUGUCAACCCAUCUUACUAUCCUCGGAGAUGUUCAAAAGCAAAUGAAAAACUUGCAUGAGCAACAGGCUCAGUGUGACAUUUUAACACUGGAACAUACGAUUGACGAAUAUAUUCGUAUUAUCAUGUCCAUCCGGCUAGCUUUUAAUGCACGAAUUAAAGCGUAUCAGAUAUGGCAGCAAGCCGAUUCCGAGCUGCAAAAGAAGCAGGCAUUAUUAGAGAAACUCAAGAGCCAACCCAAACCAAAAGCUGAGAAAGUAGCUUCGGCAAAUCAAGAGAUCAUUGACCUAAAGGGCCGAGUAGAAGAAUACGAAAAAGAAUUUGAAGAUAUCUCCAAACUGAUCAAGAGUGAACUGGAGCACUUCGACAAGGAGAAAGUCGAGGAUUUCCGGGACAGUGUGGACCAAUUUCUAAGCACCAUGGUAGAGCACCAAAAACAGGUCAUCGCUGUAUGGGAAAGCUAUUUCGAACAAACCGAAGGAUUGCAACUGGAGAAUGACGAUGAAGCCAAUCUUUAUGAAGAAGAAAAUGUUUAGGUUCACGCACACUCUCCGUAACUUUAACCCAAGGGAUCUACGCAUAUAAUGUUGGAUAAAUACCUUUGAUAGGCAAGGCGGUAAUUGCGCCGACCCUUUAUAAUUCAUCGUUCCACAGACUUUUUUAAUCGCUCUCAACCACUGAUACCGUGUUUUAUUUUGGGGGACGACUUUUGCCACAUGUUCCUUUCCGUCUGUCACAUCUUUUAAUGCAAUGUUAUGAACUACGACAAAAACAUGUUCCCAUUAGCGUAUGAAACAGUUUCUUUCACCGGGAGCAAAUAAAAAAAAAAAUGAUUGGUGGAAAACCUUUCCCAAAAAAAUAUAAAAAAUCGAGGCUACCAGGGGUCGAACCUGGAAUCUCCUGAUUCGUAGUCAGGCGCCUUAUCC